Lolium rigidum is the source of this 492-nucleotide messenger RNA. Its product is annotated as copper-transporting ATPase PAA1, chloroplastic-like. Bases 1 to 492 code for a protein of 163 amino acids. Lineage: Eukaryota; Viridiplantae; Streptophyta; Magnoliopsida; Poales; Poaceae. Gene Ontology annotation, molecular function: metal ion binding. The transcript has 4 exons. The record is from RefSeq and is a predicted model, not a curated record.
AUGCAGCCAGCGGUGAUUACGGGGCCACUCCUCGCCCUCGCCGCGGCCAGGCGCCUGCUCUUCGUGCCGCCUCUCCACGGCUUCGCGUCCAUCACCAUCCCCUCGUCCAUCGGCGGCGGAGGCGGGGGCAACGGCGGCUUCUUUGGAGGAAGCGGCGGCGGAGGAGGAGACUCUGAUGCCGGCGCUGCUGCUGCGGCGGCAGCCGCCGCUGCACUCGGUGAGACUGGGACGGCGGAAGACGACGUCAUCCUGCUCCACGUCGGGGGGAUGUCGUGCGGCGGGUGCGCCUCCAAGGUGAAACGGAUUCUCGAGAGCCAGCCUGAGGUUGCUUCUGCCACGGUGGACUUUGACAAGGCAACUGCGGCCGUGUGGACAAGGCCUGAAGCCAAGCAAACGGAAGACUGGCAGAAGCAACUGGGACAGAAACUUGCACUUCACCUAAGCAACUGUGGAUUCCAAUCUCAUCUGCAUGAUGAAGCUGGAGACGAAUAA